GGGAUUAUUCUUUGUCUCCUCACCCCGCAGCACUGCACGCAACUGGAGAAGGACUCGGGCUCCUCGCGGGAAGGAACGGAACGACAGAAAAAAAAACCUGGAUGCCCUGAUAUCAAAGCGGGAGGUUUUGGUUUUGAUUAAGAGAAAGCGGAGGAGAAGAUAUUUAAAUAGGCGAGAACUUCGAGCGGCCGCCGCGUUGACGCCGGGGACCCGAAAUCACGACUGAAGGUCUGAGAGCUUCCCUGCCAGAGGCAAAAUGAGCUGGAGCUUCCUCACGCGUCUGCUGGACGAGAUCUCCAACCACUCCACCUUCGUGGGCAAAAUCUGGCUCACCCUCCUCAUCGUCUUCCGCAUCGUGCUGACGGCCGUCGGGGGCGAGUCCAUCUACUACGAUGAGCAGAGCAAGUUCGCGUGCAACACGCAGCAGCCCGGCUGCGAGAACGUGUGCUACGACGCGUUUGCGCCGCUGUCGCACAUCCGCUUCUGGGUGUUCCAGGUGAUCAUGAUCACCAUCCCCACCAUCAUGUACCUCGGCUUCGCCAUGCACAAGAUCGCCCGCAUGGACGACAGCGACUACCGGCCCCGCAAGCGGAUGCCGAUAGUGAGCCGCGGCGCCAACCGCGACUACGAGGAGGCGGAGGACAACGGCGAGGAGGACCCCAUGAUCCUGGAGGAGAUUGAGCCGGAGAAGAAGGAGAAGGAGGCGCCGGAGAAGAAGCCGAGCAACAAGCACGACGGACGGCGGCGCAUCAAGCGCGACGGCCUGAUGAAGGUCUACGUGUUCCAGCUGCUGUCGCGCGCCAUCUUCGAGGCCUCGUUCCUCUUUGGGCAGUACAUCCUCUACGGGCUGGCGGUGGAGCCGUCGUACGUGUGCACGCGCUCGCCCUGCCCGCACACGGUGGACUGCUUCGUGUCGCGCCCCACAGAGAAGACCAUCUUCCUGCGCAUCAUGUACGGCGUGAGCGCCCUGUGUCUGCUCUUCACCCUGCUGGAGAUCCUGCACCUCGGCAUCAGCGGCAUCCGGGACUGCUGUUGCAGGCCGCGGACGCCGACCCCCCGGCGCACGGCCCCGCCCAGCCAGCGGUCCUCCAUCAGCCGGCAGCCGUCGGCGCCGCCGGGCUACCACACGGCGCUGAAGAAGUACCCGUCGGGGAAGAUGGCCUUCCGGGACAACCUGGUGGACUCGGGGCGCGAGUCGCUGGGGGACGAGGCUUCGUCGCGGGAGCUGGAGAGGCUGCGCAGGCACCUGAAGCUGGCCCAGCAGCAUCUGGACCUGGCCUACCAGAACGGGGAGAGCAGCCCGUCGCGCAGCAGCAGCCCCGAGUCCAACGGCACCGCGGUGGAGCAGAACCGACUCAACUUUGCCCAGGAGAAGCAGAGUGCUACCUGCGAGAAAGGCCUCCGCGCAUAGGCUCCCAGGAGCCCAGCUGACACUGUGGACUUGAAUUCACACCAGGGAUCAACGAGAUGGACAAAAGGGAAUCAAAGCGCGCGUGUGUGUGUGUGUGUGUGUGUGUGUGUGUGUGUGUGUGAGAGAGAGAGCCGUUGCGUAUGCUUGAGGUGGAUGAAGUCAGCCCAAGCCUUCCAGUGUUACGACCAUCCGCGGUCGAGCAUCGAGUCGAGAGAGGAGGAGAGCGGUCGUCUCGAACCCAGCAAUACUUGAGACGCCUGUCUGAAGUGCUUCUAAACUACCGGCGUGCAGCAUCGGCGGUUUCCGGUUAAAGUGUUCUUCUCCCUCAGGGCAGCUAUUUGUUGUACUUAUUCCUAUGAGACUUUUGAGCUACUUGUCUUUUUGUCGUUUUUUUUUUUUCUUCUUUUCCCCUCUUUGAAGAGUUUGUCGUCAGUUGGAGGUCCACAGUGAAUGGAGCUCAAGUUUGCCUUAGACCUAAACUGGAACCAUUGCUUUAUGGCAAUUUGUGCACAGAACAUUGUGUUUUGACUGUAGUCGUGUACUUUAGUGAGGGGAGUGAAAUGCAAAAUAACGGUCAAUGGACACGAUGCCACUCACGAAAGAAAGGUACCCGCGCUGAGGAAGACUUUCUUUCUUUCUUUCUUUCUUUCUUUUUUUCCCCCAUAUAUAUACAAAUCUUUUUAUACUUUCAAUUGUUUUGACAAUGUUGGUACGGCACCGGUCAACAUUCCCUAAGCCUGGUGCUUUGAUGGUAACUGGAACACACUUGUGGGGAGUGGGAGGGGCGGGGGGCUCUGGCCAAAGGAACAAAACCUGGGUAAUGCUUGAAAAACAUGUAAAUCUUGAUAUCGUCUUUGAUAUCGUUUUUUGUUAAAACGUGUAUUUGAUGCUGUUCUUUAUUUUUGUACUGGUGAGUAUUGUGGUACGAGAGGCGCUGGUCACUGUGGCAGACAUGAUCUGAAACCAUGAAAACAUUUCAGUGUGAAUUCAAUGCCUUCAACACGUUCCAAGAAGAUGCCAUGCUUUUAUAUUCUGAAUCAUAUCCACAGUGCCAAUUAGUGCCCACUCAGAUAUUGUCAUCUCAUGUGAUUUUUGGACGAUGCUUUUUGUACUUUUUAUACUUUUUGUAUCAAUAGUACUCUGUGGUUAUUUUUUCAAAUAAAUCUUUUCAACAUAA
This is a messenger RNA of Gasterosteus aculeatus aculeatus (three-spined stickleback), 2588 nucleotides long. It is a transcript of the gene gjc4b, whose product is annotated as gap junction protein gamma 4b. Gene Ontology annotation, cellular component: connexin complex. NCBI's taxonomy places the organism in Eukaryota, Metazoa, Chordata, Actinopteri, Perciformes, Gasterosteidae. The record is from RefSeq and is a predicted model, not a curated record. Gene Ontology annotation, molecular function: gap junction channel activity. Gene Ontology annotation, biological process: cell-cell signaling.